GGGAGGGUAGACUCUGAGGCGGAGGUGUUAGAGAAAGGGGUCAGUGCACGGAGAGAAGCUACAUGCUUUCGCUACAUGCCUUCUCCACGUGGUUUGAAGAAAAAAAAACAGGGGGAAUCCGGGCGCCACAGUGGCCAUUCUCCGGUGGCCGGAGCAUGUCACCCAGAAACGGCUCCCUCAGAGGCCAGUGGGAGCGCCUGGCGGGCCGCGCGCUUGAUGGCGCCGAGCAUACUGGGAGGUGUGGUCCCGGCGACCCGAAGAUUCUGGGUAGUGUAGUCCUGGCGUCCUGCUGGAGUGGCCCCCGAGCUGGUGGCUCUAGUGACCCCUUGUUCUUUGGUGGCGCUGGUGAGUGUGGCUCCCGCGGGCCCUCGCUGCAGCCGUGCCCUUCCCCGCGCAGAAAGGCACACAUGGCAUUCAGAGAUGUGGCUGUGGAUUUCACCCAGGAGGAGUGGAUGCUGCUGAGCCCUGCUCAGAGGUCCCUGUACCGGGAGGUGAUGCUGGAGAACUACAGCAACCUGGUCUCGCUGGGGAUUCCAUUUUCUAAACCCAAACUCAUCACCCAGCUGGAGCAAGGGAAGGAAACCUGGAGAGAAGAGAGAAAAUGCCCACCUGCCACCGGCCCGGCAGAACCAAAGCCAGAACUCCACCUCGGUCCCUUCCGCCCUCCAGACUUCUCCAGUCAGCAGCUCCGCAUGCAGCACGUGCUGUGUAGUCACCCUCCCUGGAUCUUCACGUGCUGGUGUGCAGAAGAGCCUGUCCGGCCAGGAGCUCCGUGCCCUGGGGACCAGCAGCAGCAGCAGCAGCGAGCCUCUGAUGGAAGUUCCUGGAAUGACAAAGCAGAAGGUCAGGAGAGAGAAGGCACCCAGCCUUUGUUUGGAAAGACAAAGAAAAGGACUUCAGGCGUGUUCCCCAGGCCGCCACCCCAGCAGCAGCCGGUCAGCUCUGGGGAUGGCAUCCAAGGCGUGGAGGGAGUGGCCAGCCCAGCUCAGACGGGGAAUCCCGAGGAAACAGACAGACUGUUGAAGAGGAUAGAAGUCUUAGGAUUUGGAACAGUCAACUGUGGGGAGUGUGGCCUGGGCUUCAGCAAGAUGACAAACCUGCUCAGUCACCAGAGGAUACACUCAGGGGAGAAGCCGUAUGUGUGUGGGGUGUGUGAGAAGGGAUUUAGCCUAAAGAAAAGCCUUGCCAGACACCAGAAGGCACACUCGGGGGAGAAGCCCAUCGUGUGCAGGGAGUGUGGGCGAGGCUUUAACCGCAAGUCGACACUCAUCAUACACGAGAGGACACACUCAGGUGAGAAGCCUUACAUGUGCAGCGAGUGCGGGCGAGGCUUCAGCCAGAAGUCAAACCUCAUCAUACACCAGCGGACACACUCUGGGGAGAAGCCCUACGUGUGCCAGGAAUGUGGGAAAGGCUUCAGCCAGAAGUCAGCUGUCGUCAGACACCAGAGGACGCACUUGGAGGAGAAGACCAUCGUGUGCAGUGACUGUGGACUGGGCUUCAGCGACAGGUCGAACCUCAUCUCACACCAGAGGACACACUCCGGGGAGAAGCCUUAUGCCUGCAAGGAGUGUGGGCGGUGCUUCAGGCAGAGAACCACCCUCGUCAACCACCAGAGGACACACUCCAAGGAGAAGCCUUAUGUGUGUGGCGUGUGUGGGCACAGCUUCAGCCAGAAUUCAACCCUCAUCUCACACAGGCGGACACACACUGGGGAGAAGCCUUACGUGUGUGGGGUGUGUGGGCGAGGCUUUAGUCUCAAGUCACACCUCAACAGACACCAGAACAUACACUCAGGGGAUAAGCCCAUUGUGUGUAAGGACUGUGGGCGAGGCUUCAGCCAGCAGUCAAAUCUCAUCAGACACCAGAGGACACACUCAGGGGAAAAGCCCAUGGUGUGUGAGGAGUGCGGGCGAGGCUUCAGCCAGAAGUCAAACCUUGUUGCACACCAGAGGACACACUCAGGGGAAAAGCCGUACGUGUGCGGGGAGUGUGGGCGAGGCUUCAGUCACCAGGCAGGUCUCAUCCGGCACAGGCGGAAACACUCGAGGGAAAAGCCUUACACGUGCAGGCAGUGUGGACUCGGCUUCAGCAAUAAGUCAGCUUUAAUCACGCACAAAUGGGUACACUCGGAAGAGAAGCCCUGUCUAUUCAGAGAGUGUGGCCAAGGCUUUCCCCAAAAGUCACACCUCAUCUUACAUCAGAUGACACACCAGGGCAGGAAGCCUUAUGUGUGCAAGACAUGUGGACAGGGCUUUAGCCAGAAGUCUCACCUCAGCAGACACAGGAGGAUGAAGUCCGCCCACCACAAACUGCGACUUCAGUCUGACCCCGAGGCCUACUCAGAGCAAUCUUCUGACCCCUUGCACUCUCUCUGAGAGUGAAGACGGUGGUGAGGACUGGAUAAUCAAACAUCAUACACUUUCAUAAAACGCAUUCCGUAAGUGGUCAAAGGACAUUUGCCUUCGUUUACUUCCUCCAUGCUAAGUCUUCAUGUUUUGUGGUCUUUUGUUCUAAUAAACUGCUUCUUUACAAAC
Lagenorhynchus albirostris (white-beaked dolphin) is the source of this 2537-nucleotide messenger RNA. It is a transcript of the gene ZNF133, whose product is annotated as zinc finger protein 133. NCBI's taxonomy places the organism in Eukaryota, Metazoa, Chordata, Mammalia, Artiodactyla, Delphinidae. Gene Ontology annotation, biological process: regulation of transcription by RNA polymerase II. The record is from RefSeq and is a predicted model, not a curated record. Gene Ontology annotation, molecular function: RNA polymerase II cis-regulatory region sequence-specific DNA binding; DNA-binding transcription factor activity, RNA polymerase II-specific.